GACAGUCACGGCAUGCAUCCUGGGUAUGCCGGUGACGUCAUCAGGCGUUGGUUAUUAGAACAAAGAAAGAUGGCGGACGACUGAGGUUAGGAAUGUAAGCUGUCAUCGGUUGUGGUCGCUACUGCUGAAAAACGGAAGCAAUCGUAUUUAAAUAGUAUACAUUCGGAAUCGAUGUAUGCAUUGCAUCAUGCAAUAUCAAUGCAAUUAUUGUCAAGAGAAUAUAGAAGACGUACGAGUUAAGUGUUCGGAAUGUAAAGACUUCGAUCUGUGUUUACGGUGUUUUUCUUCUGGAGCUGAAAUUGGAAGUCAUAAAAAUAGACAUAACUAUCAGUUAAUUGAUUGUGGAAAUUUUCCAAUCUUUAAUCCACCUCAUGACUGGAAAUCAAAAGAAGAGCUGAGGCUUUUAGAAAAUAUUGAACAAUUUGGAUUUGGAAAUUGGUAA
Centruroides sculpturatus (bark scorpion) is the source of this 442-nucleotide messenger RNA. Its product is annotated as transcriptional adapter 2B-like. Bases 176 to 442 code for a protein of 88 amino acids. Gene Ontology annotation, biological process: chromatin remodeling; regulation of transcription by RNA polymerase II. NCBI's taxonomy places the organism in Eukaryota, Metazoa, Arthropoda, Arachnida, Scorpiones, Buthidae. Gene Ontology annotation, molecular function: zinc ion binding; transcription coactivator activity; chromatin binding. Gene Ontology annotation, cellular component: nucleus; SAGA-type complex. The record is from RefSeq and is a predicted model, not a curated record. The transcript has 3 exons.